AGUUUUGUUUACAAAGCGCGGUUUAAAAGAUUUGCCUAGUUUUUUGACUUAAAUAACUUUCUCUUAUUUUUCAAUUUCAUUUAGACAGUCAUUAAUUGUAUUUAUAUAUUUUUACAUUGUGAUAAUGGCAGAAGUAAAAUUGAGUGAAGGGGAAAAAUGUUAUCUGAUUCAUGGAAUUAAUGAUAACUUCCGAAUUGAUGGACGCUCUUGCUGGGAUAGAAGAGAAAUUGAUUUAGAAAUUAAUUUGUUACCCAGUUGUGUCGGAUCAGCUCAAAUACGCUCUGUAAAUUGUUCAGUGAUAGCUGGUGUCAAAAUGUCUCUCGUGCCACCUGACCCUGGUCGACCUGGUAAAGGUAAAAUUGAAUUUUUUGCUGAUAUAUCUGCCAAUGCAGAUCCUCUGUUUGAGGGAAGAGGAGGCCAAGGAAUUGUAGUGGAAUUGGUCAGUUUUUUUGAAGAUAGCUACAAAGAUUGCUCUCUUCUUGACUGUCUCACUGUUGUGGAAGGUAAAUCAGUCUGGUGUCUUUCAAUAGAUAUUCUUAUCCUCGAAAUUGGAUCAAAAGCAUCGCUUUACGAUUUGUGUUCAAUAGCUGUUAAGGCAGCUCUCUAUGAUACCAGAUUACCCAAAGUAUAUGUUAACCCAGACACUAUGGAUAUUGAAAUUCCUGAUGAUCCAUUUGAUAUAAUGAGGUUAGAUAUAUCUCAGAUACCCGUUUUUGUGACUGUCACUCGAAUUGGCAACAGUUACAUUAUUGAUCCUACCCAAGAAGAAGAGGCUUCGAGUAUAUCAAGUUUAUUAUUUUCUGUGAACAAUUGUGGAACGUUGUUACAUUCCAAAAAAUUAGGACUUGGUAGUCUUCAUUGCGAUCCAAUCAAAGAAUUAAUACCGAAAAUAUCUGUAGUUGCAUUGGAGCUUCAUGAUUUUAUAGAGGAUCAAUGCAAAUCCUUGACGAGUUAACUGGCUUCAUUAUCAUCUAUAAUAAUCUAUCAGAUACCAAAAUGGGUAUCAAGAAUCUAUUGAUUGAAAUGACAAAAAAAUGUAUUCAAAUUACUUUAAUAAAGUUUUAUUUACCACUCAA
Molecule: messenger RNA, 1076 nt
Organism: Tetranychus urticae (two-spotted spider mite)
Lineage: Eukaryota; Metazoa; Arthropoda; Arachnida; Trombidiformes; Tetranychidae
Product: exosome complex exonuclease RRP42
Biological process (GO): U5 snRNA 3'-end processing; nuclear-transcribed mRNA catabolic process, deadenylation-dependent decay; nuclear polyadenylation-dependent rRNA catabolic process
Cellular component (GO): cytoplasmic exosome (RNase complex); nuclear exosome (RNase complex)
Molecular function (GO): mRNA 3'-UTR AU-rich region binding
Source: RefSeq, a predicted model, not a curated record